GAGCUGCCCAUUGACUCCCCACCCCGACAGACAGACAGACAGAGAGAGAGAGAGAGAGAGAUAGACAGACAGACCCGGGAUUGUAACAGCGGAAUCCCAGCGGAGGAAGAGAGGAGCCGGGAGAGAGAGAGAGAGCGCACAUUGGGGGUUCUUUCUGGACGAUCGCUCGCUUGGGUCAGGAGGUUGAACCAGAAUGUCUCAUCCCAGCGCUCCACCAUCUUAUGAAGAAUCAGUCAACCCAUUGUACCCACCCUCAGCUGAGCCUGGGUAUCCCAUAUCAGGACCUUACCCACCAGGGGGAAAUGCCCCCUACCCACCUGGGGGAAAUGCGCUCUACCCACCUGGGGGAAAUGCGCCCUACCCACCUGGGGGAAAUGCCCCCUACCCACCUGGGGGAAAUGCCCCCUACCCACCUGGGGGAAACUCUGACUUCCCAUCGAUGUUCCCCCAUUCAGGAAAUCCGAUGGGCCCUCCCAUGAUGCCGACUAUCCCACUGAAUCCUGCCUGGUCUGGAGGCAGCUCGGGUGCCUACGGCAGCCCAGGGACAGACCCGGAGAGUGGCACUGAGGGAUUCACAUCCAGUUCCUGGGAUGAUCGGAAAGUUCGUCAUGCAUUCAUCCGAAAGGUGUACAUGAUCCUUACGGUUCAGUUGACGGUGACAUUCGGGAUUGUUGCUGUCUUCACGUUCAGUGCUCCAGUUCAACAGUUUGUACGAACAAACUCCGCAGUCUACUGGUCAGCGUAUGGUGUGUUCAUUGUGAUCUAUUUUGUCCUGAUCUGCUGUGAAGGACCCAGGAGGAAGUUUCCCUGGAAUGUGAUCCUUCUGGCUAUUUUUACUUUGGCUAUGUCAUAUUUGACUGGAACGAUUGCAAGUUACCACAGUACCAAGUCUGUGUUUCUCUGCCUCGGGAUCACUGCCCUGGUCUGUCUCGGCGUCACCAUCUUCUGCUUCCAGACCAAGGUGGAUUUCACUUCGUGUGGAGGUCUGUUCUGUGCCCUGGGGAUUGGUCUCUUUGUUGCUGGGAUUGUCGUUACCAUUGUUCUGUCUUUCAAAUAUAUUCCGUGGCUUCACAUGUUGUAUUCUGCAAUUGCAGCCAUUGUUUUUACUCUGUUCUUGGCCUUUGACACUCAGCUGAUCCUGGGCAACAGACGACAUUCCAUCAGCCCAGAGGAGUAUGUUUACGGGGCACUCCGACUCUACACAGACAUUGUCCAAAUCUUCAUCUACCUCCUUCAGUUGUUUGGAUCCAGAUGAAGAUGCAGACUGUAGUUCUGUUACAGACACACCUCCCUCGUUCUCUCUCCUUGUGUAAAAUAAUCUUGCGCUUAUAGAAUUCAGUGAAAAGUUACUUCAGCACAGUUGGAAUUAUUGGAUGUAGCUCCUGUUCUGACAGGUCCCUACCUUCCUGAUCUUCUGCCUAUUAUGGCUUCCUCUCCAAAAUAAAUUAAUUAUAAAAUAAAAACAGAAAAUGCUGUAAAUAUGCGGCAGGUUAGGCAGCAUCUGUGGAGAAACAAGAGUUAACGUUUCAGGUCAAUGACCUUUCACCAGAACUGAAAACAUUAAUGGUUUUUAAAAAAGUCAGAGCCUGAAUUGAGGGAAGGGUGGGGGGGGGGUUGGCGGUGGAGCUGAACAAAAGGGGAAGGUUUAUGAUAGGGUAAAAGGUCAUUGACUCAAAACGUUCACUCUGUUUCUCUCUCCACAGAUGCUGCCUGACCUGCUGAGUUUUUCCAGCAGUUUCUAUUUGCUUUCAGAUUUCCAGCAUCUGCAAUGUUCAGCCUUUGAAAGGAAAUGCAUUGUGUGAUACGUUGGUGAUCCCCAUUCAUUCCCAUAAUUCCAAUGUCUAUACCUCCGGGCCCACCUUGUCCUGUUUCUCUUAGUCUCUUGCUCCAAGGAUUCACCCCAAAUCAAAGAUAGUCCUCAACAAGUGCGAUCCAUGGGUGAGAUGGUGUGAAGACUUCAGUUGACUGAGGAAAAGAGCAUUUGAGGACCAGGAUCUCAAACCCGAGACUAAGUUUUGUCUUACUGGGCAGCAGUGACCACUGGGCUUCGAAAUGCUUCAGAGACUUAGACAACCUACAGCCGGCACCUCAAAGCGCUGGGGAAGACUGGGGAAGUAACCACCAGCGAUGCCUUCACAACAUCCUGCAAAUCCACUGACCAGAAAGGUGGACCAACAGCAGCGGCUUCUCCCCAGGCCAACUCACCCAGCACCGGGGCGCUAAUCACCCCAAAACCAGCUCCGCUGGGUGGGACACCUCGUUCGCAUGCCUCACACCAGAAUCCCGAAGUAACUGCUGCAUUUGGAACUCGGUCACUCCCAGGAGGACAGCGGGAACGUUCUAGGGAUGUCCUCAAAGCUUCCCUGAAAAGGUUAAACAUCCCCAUCGACUCCACAGGAGACCAUCCAGAAUGGGGACGGUUCAUUCGGGAAGGCACCGAACACGGAGAGACUGCAUCGGGAACGUGCAGAGGAGAAGUCGAGGCUUCGGAGGGAGCGCAUAAACCACCCAAACAACCCAUCCACCCAACCCCUUCAACACCACCUGCCCCGCAUGUGGCAGGGUCUGCAGGUCACACAUUGGGCUUAUCAGCCUCCUCAGAACCCACUGAAUCACCUUCGACCCUGGGGGACAAUCCAAGGAGAUGUGAUUGAGGACAGUUACACAAAGUGUACAUUACUAUUCCUCCACAAGCAGUAGCUGGAGGGUCAGUAACCAGAGGGCAGAGGUUGAAGGUGAUUGGUAAAGGAACUGAGGGAAUUAUUUUCCACAGUGAGUUGUCCUGACAUGGAAUGCGCUGUCUGAAAGGAUGGUAGAAGCAAAUUCAAUAGGAACGUUCAAAAGGGAAUUGGAUAAGUGGUUGAAAGAAUAGAAUUUUGGGAAGGAGCAUGGGGAAUUGGGAUUAGUUGGAUCGUUCUACCAAGGUACCAGCGCAGGCACAAUGGGUAGAAUAGUCUCAUCCUGUGCUGUAAGAUCUGGUGAUUGUUUAACCCUUGUAUGACUGAUUACAGAUUUGAGUUCAGCCCUGCCUGAAAGUGACAUUCUGCAUGUUCAGAAGCAGCUCUUUCCCUCUCCCCCACAGUUCCAAUCCCAAAGCCGACAUCUUUGACUCACUGACCUACUCUGUACAAAUCAACAGUUAAUAUUCGAUCCAGUUAUAUGUUUCCUUCCUGCAGUAACUUUCAGUGCAGCCCCAGCUGACUGUUAAUCAUACAGCUCUCUCCAUUUGCUGUAAAGCAAUGGAACCUAGAAACAUAGGACAUAGGAGCAAGAGAAAGGCCAUUCAGCCCAUCGACCCUGUUACAUUGAAACAGGAGGAGGAGGAGUUCAGUCCCUCAAGACAGCUCUCCCACUCAGCCAGAUCAGGGCAGAUGUUAGCACCUUUGCCCAUCAUCAUUUCCGUUUCCCUCCUCCAAAUAAAACGAUCAAUCUCAAUUUUGGAAUUUUCAAUUGACCCACCCCCUCAACCUCAGAGGAUUUGUGGGGAGAGAUUUCCAGAUUUCCACUGCCCUCUGUGUGAAGAAGUGCUUCCUGACAUCACCCCUGAAUGGUCUGGCUCGCAUUUGAAGGCCUGGUUUCUCCCACUAUAGGGAAGAUUUUCUUUGCCUUGACUCUUAUCAAAUCCUUUCAUCAUUUUAAACAUCUCAGUCAGGUUGCAUGCCAACCUUCUAAAUGGAAAGGUUGCUCUGCAUCACUGUGUAAGCAUUAUUGAUAUGUUUGUGGUUGCUGCUUUACAAUUUUAUUUACUGCUGAAUGUUUACAAGGUUAGUUACAGAACCUAUAUUCUGUACAAUGUUGUAAUAAAAUGCUUUUGGUUACAAA
This is a messenger RNA of Carcharodon carcharias (great white shark), 3822 nucleotides long. Its product is annotated as protein lifeguard 3-like. The record is from RefSeq and is a predicted model, not a curated record. The transcript is spliced from 12 exons. Lineage: Eukaryota; Metazoa; Chordata; Chondrichthyes; Lamniformes; Lamnidae. Bases 194 to 1255 code for a protein of 353 amino acids. Gene Ontology annotation, cellular component: membrane; Golgi apparatus; endoplasmic reticulum. Gene Ontology annotation, biological process: negative regulation of apoptotic signaling pathway.